Pollicipes pollicipes is the source of this 2021-nucleotide messenger RNA. RefSeq names its product SH3 domain-containing kinase-binding protein 1. The transcript is spliced from 11 exons. Lineage: Eukaryota; Metazoa; Arthropoda; Thecostraca; Pollicipedomorpha; Pollicipedidae. The coding region runs from base 1 to 1365 and encodes 454 amino acids. Gene Ontology annotation, molecular function: protein binding. Gene Ontology annotation, biological process: actin filament organization; cell migration. The record is from RefSeq and is a predicted model, not a curated record.
AUGGGCUUCCUGGCCUCCAAGGCGCUGGUGGAGUACGACUACGAGGCGCAGCACGCUGACGAGCUGACGAUCCGCGUCGGCGACAUGGUCACCGAGCUCACGCCCACCGAGCCGGGCUGGAUGCGCGGCCGGCUGCGCGGCAAGGUCGGCGUCUUCCCGGACAACUUCGUCAGGAUGGUGCACCGCGACAUGGCCAAGCCGCGACCCAAGCCGGCCGAGCCGCCGACCGGCUCGCUCAAGCCCAACGGCGUCACCAAGCGGCCAGGCCGCCGGCGCUGUCGCGCCCUCUUCAGCUACAGCCCCGAGAAGGCCGACGAGCUGGGCCUCAAGCUGCACGACAUCAUCGACGUGCUGGAGGAGGUGGAGCCCGGCUGGUGGAAGGGCUCGCUGAACGGCAAGGUGGGAGUGUUCCCGUCGAACUUCGUGGAGGAGCUGGCGCCGGCUGCCGACACGGAACCCGUGCAGGAGAUCAAGCCGAAACCGUUGAAGAACAGCGGCGGCUUGGUGAAGGAGCUGUGCCGCGCGCUGUUCGCCUACCAGCGCCAGAAUGAGGACGAGCUGACGCUGAAGGAGGGCGACGUCGUCACCAUCGUGUCCAAGGAGAGCGAGGACAAGGGCUGGUGGCGCGGCGAGCUGGCCGGGAAGGUCGGCGUCUUCCCCGACAACUUCGUGGAGGUCAUCUCGACGGCGGAGAAGCCGGCCCGGCCCGACAAGCCGCCGUCCAAGCCGCUCACCAAGCCGGAGGCGCCACAGGCCACGGACAGGCCGGGCAGCGCCGAGCCGGCCGGGCCUAAGCGGGCGCCGUCGCUACCUCAGCCGUCGGCCGCCGGUCGGCCCGCCACCGAGGAGUUCGACGCCGUGGAGCGGGGCGCUGAUCGACUGACGCACAUCACGGCCGACCGCGCGCGCGCGCCCGGCCGCCGGCCCCCCUCCAGCAUCUUCGUCCGGGAGAGCAUGUCGCCACAGAACUCGCCGUCUCCCUCGACGCCCGUGGAGACGCCUGUGCUCGGAAGCCGACGGCCCGCGUGCCCGUCGCCAAGGCGGGUGGAAGCGGCAGCGCCGGCCGCCGCUCCGGCCCGACCCGCGCUGCCGGCGUCAGUGGCGGCGGCGGCGGCCGUCGCCGCUCCGCCCGGCCGGCCGACCGACACGCGAGAGCUGCAUGAGGAGUGCAGCCGGCUCCAGAAGCAGCUGAACGAACAGGCGCGCCAGUUCUCGGAGGCGCUGACCGCCCUGCGAGCCGACUACACCAAGCGGAUGCGAACGGUGCUGGACGAGCUGGACGCCGAGAAGAAGUCGCGGCUGGUCAUGCAGGUGCAGCUCGACCGGCUGGACAAGCUCGUCAAGGACAUGAACUUCACCGUGUAGCGGCGCGACCGCGUCCCGCGUCGGCACCGGCCGUCCCUGUUCGUUCCCAGUUGCCAAACCGCCGGCGCGCCGUCAAAUCCCCGUCUGUAGCCUAGAGGGGGGCGCGAGCGAGUAAAUCCAUAGCGUUAUACUAUAUAAUAUAUGAGGCGAUGUAGAGUGGGAUCAGUCGUUCACCGCUUGCGAGACCUGAUUGCGAGGCGGCGCGCCCGCGUUUGCAGUCUCAUGCGACCGUCGCGGGCGCGGGCCCAGUCCGCCGCCCGGUCGAGCGGCGCUGCGCCGCCGCCCGCCGCCAAGUGCCCAUGCUUUUAAAUCAUAGACCACCGUGUGAAGUCUGCUGAUGUGAUAUGGAACGUUCCCGCGCCCAGAUCGGCUCGCGCCCCGCGUAACGUGUGGUGAUCUUGUUUGCGUGAUUCCUGUUCCGUUCUGUUGCGAGAGCCGCGAAUCGUUCGAGGCGCGCGCGCGUGUGCCUGUGUUCACUAUGCCCGCAAUAGGUGGAAUUCUGUUGGGGCCGCGUCACGUGUUGUUGCCAUUGCGGGCUGAUUGUGCUCAUUCUCGCGGCUUUUUACUUUGCAUGUCGCAGCAAUGAGACCGGGCUCCUCGUGCUAAAUCAUGGCGCUGUAUUUUCUGAGUAGGCGAUUACAUUUUUAUGGAACUUC